AUGGAAUCUGGGAACGGAACCGACUCACAACCUCUAUUUGAUGAUACGGAUGGUAUGAACACUGUUUUGGAACCUACUAAUGGUUCACAGCAAGUCGAUGCUAUUGGGAACCUUACCGCUUUAGUAAAUGUGCUUCUAGGCAGAGUAGAAGCACUUACACAGAAAGUGGAAGCUUCGUGCAGAGUUGAAUGUUCAAAUCGAACUGUUCCGUGUAACAGGUCAGCAAACACGGAAGUUCGUCAACACUUACAAGGUACUGUUGAUACGCACAUACCAGCAUGUUUGGUGGAUAGCAAAGAAGCAUUUCCACCUCUCGUUCAAAACGAUAGCGUUUCUGGUGUGUUGGCUCAAUCCGAGCGAACACAAACAGCCACUAUGCAGUCUGUUCAGCAUAUUCAGCAUGCCGGCAGUUCGGAAAGCCCGAUUCAACCGGGACAGAGACAGCCUGCAGACUCGCAGUCAACGGGUGGUGCUGCUACAACCAAUAUUGGAUUACCUCCUUUAAACGGGAGGUCUACUUAUGCUAAUAGACUUGUCCGUAACAACGGGAUUCCUGAUAUCAACCAUAUGGGACAAGGUAAUCCAAACAGCUUCGUUACCGAUAAUAGACAAUAUAAUCGGAAUAUCACAGAUGAAUGUAAUGUAAAUGUACGGGACAUUCCUUCUAUGGCAUCAUUUUUAAAUAAUGGUGAUUUUUUUACAGAUGCAGAUAUUAAUAAUGCAGGUCAACAUUUGUUUAAUUUACAAAACAAUAACACGCUAAUGAAUGUUAUAGAUGAAUUUGACAUUAAAAUGUUUAAAUGCAGGAAGCUCCAAUUGGAAGUUUCAUAUCUUACUGAAUGUAUAAACAAAAAAGUUAUACCUAAGGGUCUCCGUCAAUGGAGAUUUCCAGCAGGGCUUGUAGCUGGCUCAACAUUUCAUGCUGAAUUGUUGGAAUUGUUUGAUAGACAAGCAGUAGAAUUUUUAAAAGCACUUAUCAACUUUUAUGAUUCAGAAAUAAUUAGAUUUAAGGGUGAGCUUGAGUCUCUGGACCAAAUUAUAAAAGGACACAUAGAUUUCUCAAGAUAUAAAUUUGAGUAUUGUCGAAUUUAUACCAGUAUAGAUACAGCAAUGGAGAAAUUCUUGAGUACUAAAAAACGCAAGCUCCAGAGGGACAUUACUGCGUACGCUAAUAAUGAAGCCUACCCUGACCCCCCUCCACUUAAGGCUGAGACUAUAAACAAUCAGGGUAUUCUAGUUGAAUCUAACGACCAGGUAGCGCAGAAUGAUGAUGGUCAUCAUGUUUCGUCUAUAUCAGCUAAUGAGCCAGUUCAAAAUGUACAGCUCCGACGGAGUGAAAGACUUAUCAAUCAGCAAAAUAAUAGAAAUAAUAAUAAUAACAAUUGUUCCGUAGGAAAUAAUAACCAAUCUAAUCAGGGUUUUCACCCCAGGAACAACAAACGUUCGAACAACAACAGGAACACGAACGUCAAUUCCCCAUUAAUGAGGAAUACCAGGAGGCAACCCAAGAGAUAG
This is a messenger RNA of Protopterus annectens (West African lungfish), 1515 nucleotides long. Its product is annotated as hybrid signal transduction histidine kinase E-like. The record is from RefSeq and is a predicted model, not a curated record. Bases 1 to 1515 code for a protein of 504 amino acids. NCBI's taxonomy places the organism in Eukaryota, Metazoa, Chordata, Ceratodontiformes, Protopteridae. The transcript has a single exon.